Botrytis porri is the source of this 1284-nucleotide messenger RNA. RefSeq lists its product as uncharacterized. The transcript is spliced from 5 exons. NCBI's taxonomy places the organism in Eukaryota, Fungi, Ascomycota, Leotiomycetes, Helotiales, Sclerotiniaceae. The record is from RefSeq and is a predicted model, not a curated record. Gene Ontology annotation, biological process: arachidonate metabolic process. Bases 1 to 1284 code for a protein of 427 amino acids. Gene Ontology annotation, cellular component: membrane.
AUGAGCCCUAACUCAUUGACACCGUGGGACGCAGAUGUUCCAAGACUUCAAAGACUAUCAGUCAGCGAUGGAAACUCGCAUAGCUCCAGUCAUUCGAUGGCUUCAACACGUUUUAAUCCGGGUGCUACUCCUACGAAUCAAGCCAGCCGAUCCAUGAAUCACAGUCCAAGUGACAGUACCGGUCGCAAUGGAUCAACGGAUAAUCCUCGGAAUAGGAAAUAUGUUCUCACUCUAGAUGGCGGAGGUGUGCGUGGUCUCUCCAGUCUGCUUAUCAUCCAACAUCUGAUGGUACUUUGUAAUUCCUUUGAGCAGAGUCAAGACCAGCUGGUCAAGUCAAGUUUUCAUUCACUACCAUUCCAACAACGUCAAGAGUCGAUUGCCGACAGCAGAAAGUCAAGAAGUAUACAUUUCUUGCCGGUGUAUUAUUUUGACUAUAUUGCAGGCCCAAGUACUGGUGGAUUGAGUGCUAUUAUGCUCAGUCGGCUACGAAUGAACAGUGAUGACUGUAUCCCAGAAUACGAGAAUUUAGGAGAAAAAAUAUUUGGUCAACCACGAAAGCUUUCAAUGCGUGAUUUCAACUAUUCUGAAGAACUCGAUCCCGGUCUCCCGCUUCAUAUCCCUAUAUGGCAAGUCGCCCGAGCAUCUACUGCAGCGCCGACAUAUCUCAAACCGUUUCAACUACUUAAUGAACGCUUCGUAGAUCGAGGGUAUGGUCAUAACAACCCCACUUCAAGAACAUUUGCGGCGGUCGAACAAGUACAUGGCAAAGGCACUGUCGCCCUCACACUCAGCAUUGGUACUGCUCGACCUGCAAAAGUCCAACCAAUAGCCAGACAUAACAGUGGGCUCAUAAGCCGUUAUAGACAAAUGAUCAAAUAUACCGCAGCUACAACAACCGACUCUGAGCACACCUAUGAAUAUGUAAAAACACUAACUGCGGAUCAAUGUACCUAUGAGCGCUUCAACGUUGAGGGGGGACUUGGUGAUAUUGAUCUUGGAGAAUGGCGUGUUCAUGGCAAUGGGAACAUAACUCUCAAAAAGAUACGAGAACAAACUCAUGUCUAUCUCAAUCAAUCAGAAGUUCGAAGACGAAUGGAGAAAGUAGCCAGAAUGCUAAUUUCACUGCCUCAGUGCUGCAAUGAGGAGACGAUAUUUACAAGGGAAGAAGAUAUCAAGACACAUCUUUGUGAGACUUAUGGAUUUUCUAGUGCCCCGAGGGAAUCUGCUGAGGAGCUUAGACUGAAGAAGGCGAUUAGAGAUGGGAGAAUCUUGCAUGCGGAUUGA